AUGCAAUGUUCUAGCUCACCGCGGAGAAGCAGCCGGAGCGGGAAGAGCCAACAGGAGCCUGCCCAGAUGACUGUGACCACGAUGGAGGCGCAGGUCAAGGCAGCACACCAUCACCAUAACCAUCAUCAUAAUCACGGAGGAGGAGCCCAGCACAAGGACGAGGAGGAAGAUCCGCCCGUCGAGGACGAAAUGACCGUACUGCUGGCCAACAAGAACUAUCACUAUGAGGUCCCCUCCGAGCUGGACGACGAAGCCUUUGUUGAGCUUAAAGAGGAUACGCAAGCCGCAGGCGCUGGCUUCUACAAUCCGGAUGAGCUGCUUCUCGAGGAGCAACCGCAUCCACAAGUCACCUGGCUAGACGAUGACGAGAUCGAGACAUUAGAUCGCGUCACCCUGGACAUGGGCAACAUGUUCUUCAACCGGGUUGACAGCCAGGACAUCAUCUAUCAGCAAAAAAAGAAGAACAUCAAGAUGGUGGGCAAGUACAUAAUGGGCGAUGUCCUCGGCGAGGGUUCCUACGGCAAGGUGAAGGAGGCCAUGAACUCAGAGAACCUCUGCCGGCUGGCGGUGAAGAUCCUGACUAAGCGUAAGCUUCGCAGGAUCCCAAACGGCGAACAGAAUGUCACGCGGGAGAUCGCUUUGCUGAAGCAGCUGAAGCACCACAAUGUCGUGGAGCUGGUGGAUGUCCUGUACAACGAGGAGAAGCAGAAGAUGUACCUGGUGAUGGAGUAUUGCGUCGGCGGGCUGCAGGAAAUGGUGGACUUUCAGCCUGACAAGAGGAUGCCACUCUUCCAGGCGCACGGUUACUUUCAGCAACUCGUCGACGGACUCGAGUAUCUGCACAGCUGCCGGGUGAUCCACAAGGACAUCAAGCCGGGCAAUCUGCUGCUCUCCCUAGAUCAGACGCUAAAGAUAUCCGACUUCGGAGUGGCCGAGCAACUGGAUCUGUUCUCGCCCGACGACACGUGCACAACGGGCCAGGGAUCUCCGGCCUUCCAGCCACCGGAGAUCGCCAACGGGCACGAGACCUUCGCCGGAUUCAAGGUGGACAUAUGGAGUAGCGGAGUGACAUUAUACAACCUGGCUACUGGACAGUAUCCCUUCGAGGGCGACAACAUAUACCGGCUGCUGGAGAACAUAGGGCGAGGUCAGUGGGAGGCGCCUGAUUGGCUCUACGAGAUGGAUGCAGACUUCGCCAAGUUAAUCUUGGGAAUGCUGCAGGCUGAUCCCAGCAAACGGCUCUCCUUGCAGGAGAUUCGCCACGACACUUGGUUCAUGUCCGCCCCACCGGUGACCGGCCCACCGAUACCCAUUCCCCCGCUGAAGGGCGACAAGUACCGCAACUCCACAGUGAUACCUUACCUGGAGGCCUACCACUACGGCGAUCAGGACCAGGAGGAUGUCUACUUCACCGAGCACGACGUUAAUCAGGAGCUCGCCCGCCAAGCGGCAGCUGCGGCAUCCGAAAUCCGGGCCAAGCAGUCGGCGGCAGCACAUGCCGCCUGCCACGCCUACGAGCCGCCUUCCACAAGUGCUGCCGCCGCCGCAGCCUCCUCCGGAAACCCACUGGGUAAUGGAAGCAGGGAGGAGGCGCCAGUCAAAAAGAAGGGAUCGGCGCUGAAGCGACGAGCCAAGAAGCUGACGUCCUGCAUCUCCGUGCGCAAGCUGAGCCACUGCCGGACUUCGUAGGCGCAAACCAAUUGCCGCCACUAAACUUAGAUGCUAAGAGUAAUCGAAAGGAAUAACUUUGUUAACAAAUUGUGAGGAACUUUUUGGUUUUGUUUUCCCCUUUUUUGUUGUCCUACAUUCGCCAAGUAUUUGUAACCAUAGAACCAUGUAGGAAUGCCAGGAGCACCCUGGACGCCCGAACGAUUGGAGCAUCAGCAGAGACUCAAAGUUAGCUGAUGUGAGCAGUUACUUUUUAUGGGAAAGGAGGGGGAGCGAUCGGGCGACACGAAAGCUAUAUAUCCAUGUGACAAUACUGUGUAUUAUAUGAAACAAAUGAAAGCGUAAAUUAGUCGUUAAUAUAUGAUGUACUGAAAGGCGGCGGAGGAUUGCCGGAUCGAGAUGGUGCCCCAUCGGUUCGCACACAUAAAGAAACAUGUUCAAGUGAAAUUGUUGUUGGCUUCGUUAUAUUCUAAAACAAACUACACACACAAAUGAUGCGAUUUUCAGGCGCCGUCGGUACAAUAACUGCUGGACAGUAUUUGCAAGGCCUAGGUUGAGAUUUUAAUUUUUACAAACCAAUGAAACGAAAAUAAAAGAACCCAUUGAAGAUCAAAAUACAAA
Drosophila ficusphila is the source of this 2289-nucleotide messenger RNA. It is a transcript of the gene Lkb1, whose product is annotated as serine/threonine-protein kinase stk11. Gene Ontology annotation, cellular component: cytoplasm. Gene Ontology annotation, biological process: protein phosphorylation; glucose homeostasis; regulation of cell growth. Lineage: Eukaryota; Metazoa; Arthropoda; Insecta; Diptera; Drosophilidae. Gene Ontology annotation, molecular function: protein serine/threonine kinase activity; protein kinase activator activity; ATP binding. Bases 1 to 1689 code for a protein of 562 amino acids. The record is from RefSeq and is a predicted model, not a curated record. The transcript is spliced from 4 exons.